Messenger RNA from Trichomycterus rosablanca, 1447 nucleotides. RefSeq names its product programmed cell death 4a (gene pdcd4a). Gene Ontology annotation, cellular component: cytosol; nucleus. Lineage: Eukaryota; Metazoa; Chordata; Actinopteri; Siluriformes; Trichomycteridae. The coding region runs from base 1 to 1074 and encodes 357 amino acids. The transcript is spliced from 10 exons. Gene Ontology annotation, biological process: negative regulation of DNA-templated transcription. The record is from RefSeq and is a predicted model, not a curated record.
AUGGUGAAAUCAGGUGGUGCCGGUGGUAAGGGCGUGUGGGGAGCUGCGGGUUUGGUGUACGAGAUGGAGGAACCCGACUCCCACGAUCCGAACUAUGACGAGUCGGCUCAGGGAGAUACGGUGUACGCUACAGUGGUUCCUGAACUGGACGAUGGAGAGCUGGAGAAGAUCAUGAACCCCAUCAUACAGGAGUACUUCGAACAUGGAGAUACCAAAGAGGUGGAGAUGUUGCUGAAGGACCUGAACCUGGGGCCCCGUCGCGCCGAGUUCCCGUUGUUCGCCGUGUGUUUGUCGUUGGAGAGCAAGGCCAGUCAGAGAGAGCUCACGUCACGUCUGCUGUCCGACCUGACGGGAAAACGAGUGCUGAACCAAAACGACAUGACCCGUUCCUUCAACACCACCCUGACUCAGCUUCCAGAGCUCAUCCUGGAUACGCCUGAAGCUCCACAGAUGCUGGGUCAGUUUAUUGCUCGUGCUAUAGCUGACCACGCCCUCCCCAUGAACUUCCUGGACCAGUACAAAGGGAAGGUGGACAAUGAGCAUGCUCGAGCUGCUCUGGACCGAGCGGCGGUCCUGCUGUCCAUGAAGAAUAAGAUCGUACGAUUGGAUAACGUGUGGGGAGUGGGCGGCGGCCAGAGACCCGUCAAACACCUGAUCAAAGAGAUGAACCUGCUGCUGAAGGAGUACCUGGUCUCAGGUGAGCUCUCGGAGGCGGAGCAUUGUCUGAGGGAUCUGGAGGUUCCUCACUUCCACCAUGAACUGGUCUACGAGGCGGUGGUGAUGGUGCUGGAAUCGAACGGUGAAGCGGCGAUCCAGUCGAUGGUGAAGCUGCUUCAGUACUUCUGGAAGUCGGGACUCAUCACUCUGGAUCAGAUGAACCGGGGGUUCCAGCGUGUGUAUGAUGAGCUGGCUGAGAUCAGUCUGGAUGUUCCUCACGCUCACGCCAUCAUGGAGACCUUCGUAGAUGUUUGUUUCCAACAGUCUGUUAUAACCAAACAGCUCCGGGACGCCUGUCCAUCCAGGGGGCGGAAGCGCUUCGUGAGUGAAGGAGACGGAGGCACCAUCAAGAGCUAAAAGUGAUCAAGAACACACACCCUACACACCCUGAUUAUUCUUCUGAUGUUUUCCUAAGUUCUUUUUGAUGUGUGGGCGGGACUUGCUCUUUGAUGUAUGGAUGUGGGCGGGGCUUGAUUUGGUUUAUUAAUUGUUGUGUAUAAACACACGUAAUCAUUCAAACCGUGAAUAAAUAAAAGCAGCUGAGACACUUUGAUCUUUCAGCAAUCCCCCCCCCGCGGAGACUGUAAUUAAGCUUAACGAGCUGUUCCUCAGGUGUUAUAGCAGCUCAUUAUUCUCUAUUACACUUAUGUUUAUGUUUCAAUCAGCAUUAAAUAAAAAUUACAUUUACACUCUGUAUAAAAAAUACAAAAAUAAAAUAUUCUGCAUUCUG